CCCAUCGUCGCCAUUUUGAAGCGGUGCUUUUUUUUUCAAGGGAGGAAAAAAGAGGAGGAAGAGGAGGAGGAGGAAGGCGAGAUUAAAACCCAGUUCCUUCGGGAAGGUCAGAUAGUAUGGAAGCCGGCAACAAUAUUACAGCACUUGUCUCAAAUAUUGGGGAGCAAGAAGCGCUACUGAUCUCUGAAACAGCUUUAAGCCCAAACUCAGAAAGUGGUGAAGAUCGGAAGAAGUGUAACCCUGAUCCGCUAAUCCAAGUAAUCCAGAAGCUAAGCAAGAUUGUUGAGAGUGAAAAGUCUCAGAAAUGCCUGUUGAUAGGGAAAAAACGCUUGCAUCCUGACACAUCGCUACUGUCACUUGAGUCACAAAACCUCCCAGAGAUUCCUGCUAAAACCACUGAACUGCCUGCUUUGGGCACAAUUAAUAUAGAAGAUUAUUAUGUUACGGACAGUCCUCCACAGAGUAAAAGGAAGGUGAUUUGUUACCAGUGUAGUCUCUGUAAAUCUUUGUCUCCCACUCUUCCCCUAUUAAAAGAACACGUAAAACAACAUGGCCAGCAGAAUGAGGUGAUACUUAUGUGUUCAGUGUGCAGUUUUGCCUCUAGAAGCCUUGAAGACUUUGAGGCUCAUGUCAGGCAUCACCCAGAAAAUGGUGACAAAAUGCACACUCUAUCAAAGGAGCAGCGGUGUGUAGGUCUUUCAAGCACUGCUUGGCAUGAGCCAGUAGAAAGUUUUGUCAAAGUAGGCACUGGCACUGAUCAGGUGGCACAGCUUCAGCCUCAUAUGACAGAGAAGGGGAGGCAAAAAUGGUAUACUUAUGAACAAUAUGGCAUGUACCGAUGCUUAAUUUGUAGCUACACUUGUGGUCAGCAGAGAAUGUUGAAAACACAUGCCUGGAAGCAUGCAGGUGAAGUUGAUUGCACUUAUCCCAUAUUUGAGGAAGAAAAUGAGCAACCUACAUUGCCAGAUUCCACUGUUUUAGAUGUUCCUCACAGCUUGGAUACUGUUGUUAUUUCAUUGGAAAAUAAUGAAUUGGGUCUCUGUAGUGACCAGACUGUUCAGCUCCACAUUUGUGAUCCCAAGCAGAUAACUUACAAUCCUUUGCCAGCAGAAGAGCCUGUAAAAGAAGAGGCAAUCCUAGAUCAAUCAGCUGCACUUUCACCCACAGGGAAACUGUUGGAGGAGACUGUAUCUGAUACAGACUUCGAGCAAGAUAGUGUGACACCUGACAGCUUACUUUCAUCAGCCCAGAAAAUCAUUAACUGCAGCCCAAAUAAAAAGGGUCACGUUAAUGUCAUAGUAGAACGUUUGCCAAAUGCUGAAGAGCCUGUCUUGCAGACACCUUACUCAAUGGAUGCUGAAAUGGAAGUGGAAAAAAAGAUAAUGUCUGAGCAGACUCACAUUGCUCAAGGUGGAUCAGGGGACAUUUAUCAUAUGGAUAAAAACUCUGUUGAACUUGAAGAAGUAAUAAUUGGAUGGAGCAGCACAGAAAAGAAAGAGGGUGACUUAAAUCCUGUCAGAGCCAAAGCAGCUGAUGAAAAUGCUCCUCCUGCAAGAAGAAGAACCAAUUCUGAAUCUUUGAGAUUGCAUUCGCUAGCUGCAGAAGCUCUUGUCACAAUGCCAAUCCGAGCUGCAGAGCUUGCUCGAUCAAGCCUACGGGCCUUUGCUGAGGUGAACUCUUUAGGUUCGGACACUGGCCAUAGGCAAACAGAAAGUGGCUACGUAGCCCAUUCUAAAUUGGUAACAUCCCUUGAAGCUGAAGAACUGACAAGCCUAAGCCAAACUGACUGUACUUUCAUGGAAAUACAAAAGGAUAAACAGGAGUUAACCGAAGGGCCCAUUAAAAUGGGCAUUAGCAUGUCACUGCUCACUGUCAUUGAAAAACUGAAAGAAAGGACAGACCAGAAUGCUUCUGACGAUGACAUUCUGAAGGAGUUGCAAGACAACGUUCAGUGCCAACCUGGAACAGAUGCCAGCGUGCUGGGGAGUAACUUGGUAGAAUAUAUCCCCAAUGAGGAUCGUCCAUUCCGGUGUCGCUUGUGCCAUUACAGCAGUGGCAACAAGGGGUACAUCAAGCAGCACUUGCGGGUACACCGCCAGAGGCAGCCUUACCAGUGCCCAAUCUGUGAACAUAUAGCUGACAAUAGCAAGGAUUUGGAAAGCCAUAUGCUCAACCACUGCAAAACCCGAAUGUAUCAGUGCAAACAGUGUGAAGAAUCCUUUCAUUACAAGAGUCAGCUGCGAAACCAUGAGAGAGACCAACACAGCCUUCAAGAUAUGUACUCCGUAGCCUCAUCUGACAGUCUAAUAACUUGUAGUGAAGUGGGUGAAAGAGUUGGGGAUAAGAUUUCAGUCCAGAAACUUUACAGAUGUGAUAUUUGUGAUUAUACAAGCACAACAUACGUUGGUGUGCGAAAUCAUAGGCGGAUUCACAACUCUGAUAAGCCAUACAGAUGUCGAGUAUGUGACUUUGCAACAACUAAUAUGAAUAGUUUGAAAUGCCAUAUGAGGCGCCACCCUCAGGAGCACCAGGCAGUUCAGCUAAUGGAGCAAUUCAAGUGUUCUCUGUGUGGAUAUGUAUGUAGCCAUCCUCCGUCACUGAAGUCUCAUAUGUGGAAACAUGCAAGUGACCAAAACUAUAACUAUGAACAAGUAAACAAAGCUAUUAAUGAUGCAAUUUCACAGAGUGGCAGGUCCCCUGGUCAGCUUCCUGGGAAAAUGAUAACUGAAUGCUCUGAAGAAAGUUCAGUUCCUGUGACAGAUAACUCGGAGGGCUUGGCAUCGUCGGACUGCUGUAACCAGAAUGCUGUCAAAACCAUAGGUUGUGAUGAAAAUCAAAAUCCUGCUUCUACAACAAAUAUCUCAUGCAAUUCAGAAAAAAACACUAGCCUGUCCCACCUUGGCACAGAAUACUGCGUCCUCCUCUUCUGCUGUUGCAUAUGUGGAUUUGAGUCUACCAACAAAGAGAAUUUGUUGGAUCAUAUGAAGGAGCAUGAAGGUGAAAUUAUAAACAUCAUUCUAAACAAGGAUCAUGCUGCAGCACAGAAUAUCAGCUAGAUGAAAUUGAAUGGUUAAAGAUUUCUUAAAGAUUUUCUGUGCUGUCUGUCAUUUUUGAAAUACUUGCUAAAGAGAAGAACUGUGAGUAGAACAAACAUAAAACAGCAAUGUUCCCACAUUCACAAGUCUUUGUGUCAACAAGAAAGCCAAUUAUUUUAUAAGCUCUCAAAGCAACUGAACAGUAAAUACUCCAUUGAAGGUAAAGGGCCACUGAAACUGUUAUCCCUUGCUGACAGAGACAAUUUCAAUGCCUGUUCCUAAUCCAAAGCAUAGUAUUAUAAUAGGAAAUUCACACUAAGGUGUUAACUUAAAAGGUUUAACCUUCAUGCCUUGAAACUAUCUAAAGUGUGUCAAAUUCAUUUCAGAUAAAUAUUUUUUAAAAUCCGUCUGAGCAACUAUAAGUUUAUGAAGCAGAAGUUUCUGAGAGAGAGAAAAACUGAGCAACCUUAUGAGUUUCCUAGCUUAAUUUCUUCUUUUGCAGAAGAGAGGAUAAUUUCUGCCUGUUCCUGUUGAUGCAGACUGCAUGAAACAAGUUGGUAUCUCACUAAUUAUUUGGUUGACUAGAUAUGGGUUGGGGGUUUUUUUACCCAGUAUAAGAUGCUACAAUAAGAUGUUCAGAAUUGCAUUUAGAUGUGUCUUGGUCAAUCCUUACAGUUCACCAAUACUUAUUUAAUACUGGCUUCAUAUGCAAGCAGACAUUUAACUAUUGGUAUUUCAUUUCAGUACACUGGAAGUGCCAUAAUAUGGAGGAGCAGGAAGAAAAAGUUAUCUACAAGUGGUUGUAGAUAACUUUUAAAGCAGAUUGACAGACAAUACAAAAAUAAGUUUAAUUCUCUUGAAAUUUCAUUUAGCAUUUCAAAACACUCAGUUUGAGAUUAUGGGAUAUCAGAUAAAAAUACAGCUGGUUGGAUCUGUGCGCUGAUUGCUUCCCAACAAUGUGAGGGUUCCUUCCAUCUAUAGAAUGAUUCUGGUCAUGUGGAGGAACUGUGUUAGCAACAUUUUGGAAGAAAUGAUUUUCACCUCCUCUCCCCUCAUGGUCUCUGAAAAUCUGCUCUAGAGGUUUGAGGGUCCAUCUGGAACACAAGAGGAGACAACGCUAGAGGCCUCAGGGCAAGAAAGAAAUCAGAAUACAUCACCAUCCUACUUCUUCGUACUAGGGCAUUCCGAGUUGAAUUCCACUCAGGAGCUAUAUUAGGGGAAACACUCUAGUCCAGUUUACUGGAUAUUACCAUAAAUAAACUAUUCUUGUUUUGAAUUGGUUAUAAAUUGAUAACUAUUGCAUUGUCGUAAUAUAGGGCCUGAAAAACUGGCUUCCACGUGGCUUGGGAGCAUGGCAUUUAGAUGCUGCACAUCCCCAAGCUGCCCUGGCUGACCAAAUGUGGAUGGCUUCAAGAUGUUCCAGGGGUGUGAUGUUUACAUGCUGCCGGAACAGCUUGAAGCUGCCAUUGGGCUGCAGCCAGGCCACCUGAAACAGCUUUUUGCCGGUCAAAAUAGGAGCAGAUCUUUUCCAUUCCUAUUUCGGCUGGUUCCAGGGCAUGUUAUUGCUGUAGUGUGUGGUUGCCGAGCAGCCCUGGAGCGUCCCCAAUCUGCCUUUUUCAGGUGGUCUGUUUCACCCCAUAGUUGCUUCAUAAAAGGGUCACUUCUGGUCAUGCUAAAUGUCUUAAGAUUUUUCUUUAGUUGGAUUCUACACACAUUUUGUUUUAAUUCUGACUUUGAACAGCAUCACUGGGGAGCUAAACAGCCUGCUUUAACCUCUGAUGUUACUUCAAGAAAUUGCCAUCUUGCUUCAUUUGGGUAAAGCCCUAUCGCAGUUCCUUCUGUGUCACUGCAAGUCCUUUUGCUUGAAUAGUUUACAAAGAGACUGUUUGCAAAGUUGAGUUGGUUUUUAAAAAGCUGCAGAACAUAUUUCUUCUGUACUUAUCAAAUAUUUCUAAUUAUAUUUCAGCACAAAUAAGCUAGUACCUCACAGUUUUUAUGGUGCUACUUGAGUCUAGCUUUCCACCUCUAAACCUUUCUGUACUGUGAAAUUGGACAAAUGGAAAUGACAUUGCAUAUAAUUUUCAAGCUUCAAAUACCUAAUACAGAAAUUGUUCAAGGCAUUUUGUAAAACUAUCCAAACAAGGAUGACUCCAUUUUGGAUUAUUUCAUCUAUGUAUUUCUAAAAUCUUUGCAACGAUAUAUUAAAAAGAUUGAAAGUGUUGCCAUAUAACCUAGAGUUUACAAAAAAUAUUUCAGAUAUAUGAAAAAUAGGAUUUAAAAUUCAGAAGCUUUUAUAUUCUUGUGAAACAGAACAUACAGGAGAAAUUGGGAGGUAAUAUUUAAUAUGAAGGGUGCUAAAUUUUACAACUUUGUUUUGAUUUUAAGAUGGAUCAAAAUUGGUCAGUUACAAAAUUUGAUAAGGUACAUCUAACUGUUACAUUCUAUAUUCCUUUUUCACAUUAGUAUGGUAUCUUCAAUAUAGACUUCUGAUGUGCUCAGAAAUGGGAAAUUAAAAGUUCUCCACUAGUUCAGGUUUCUUGAAGUGCUACUACAUCAAAAAGGUUUACAGAAAAAUCCAGAAACAGUUUCUCAUUUCAUAUCUUACAAUCAAAAUAUUACCAUUCCAUCUCUCCAGUCUUUAUAGCUUCUGUUCACUGGAGUUUAGUUUAAGAUUUGGUAACAAUUACUAAGGCAACCUAUUAAUUUUUUAAUUUGUCUUUUCAAAACUUUGGUGAUAGUCCUUUGCCAUGAACAUUUUUUCCAUAAUGGAUCAUGCCUCUUUAUUACACUACAAGAAGAUUGUGAAAGUAUGAGUUUUAUGAAACAGUGAAGUUCUUAGUGAAAUUAACAAUUCAUUUUAAGCAUGCAGAGCUUUUUUUUAAGAACACAAUUUGUGAAUACCAAUAAAAAUCAAUUUUGUACAUGGAAAUAUUCAUUGACUUUUACUAUUAAAUUGUAAAAUAGGACAUUUUAAAACAGACUAUAGCCUGAGUACUAAAAGUUUGAGAUUACCUUCAUUUGCACAAGAACUGGGCCUACUUCAUACUGACAUUUCAUUUCAGCAUCCAUCGUAUUGCUAACACUUCAUACCUCCAAUGCUCGUCACAUUGCAGUCUUGAGCAUGGAAUAAGUUUCUUGAUCAUGUUACAAGCUUUGGAAAGUGUUGGGGUGUGGACAACUUGAGAAGAGGGAUUCCUCUUCGUCAUCGGCAUUUUCUUCUUUUAAGAGCACUUUUCAGAUACGUGGCAUGUCUUCCGUUUUAAGAUGCUAGAAAUGCUUGGACACAUACUGCUAACUAUGGCGUGUUUUUGUUUUAAUUUGAUUUAUGUAGGUGUAGAUUCUGUGUUCUGAGUUAUAUUUUCUUCCUUUGUUCCUAGCUCUGUGGGUUCCAUUAUGGAUAAACCUUCCGUUCAUACUCUGCUAUAUUUGUGUAUAUUUAGUUGAGAUCAACUGAAAUUAAUCUCAAACAGAUGUGAUACAGAUAGCAACCUUACAGUGCAGCAGUAUUCAAUGUAUUCAGCCAUCCUCAGUGGGGGAAACUUGAGAGUGUGCUGCAUGUCUUUGAGCCGGUUAAAUAAACUUGAAAUACACUAAAGACUAGCAUGCUGUGGGACAUUUAAGAGACUAGUAGAACACUUGCUUACCUUUGCCUUAUCCUGCUUUCAGACCCACUGAUUUUCUGCACAUAACAAGCAGUAUUUGUUAACCUACAAGGACAUUUAGGCCUUUAUAUGUUUAGACCCCAAACAAACAUUGCCUCCAAACCUUUUGAAACCUCCUGUAAGUUUGGAAGCCAGACAAGCAUACCAGGCAUGUAGAAUGGAGUGGUGAGUUCCCUUCCCCUACCUUGUCUGAACCAGCUUUUUGGUUAUAAUAUAAGUAACUUACUUGGAAAUGUGCUGUUUGAAUUAGUGGGAUUUGCUUUUGAUGAAGUAUGGUUUCAACAGCUUCACCAACGGAGGCUUUUUAUUCUUGCAUCUGCACACAUUGUUCUCAGCUUGAAAGGCAGGUGUGGGAUUCAGCCAGUUACUGCAAUUUAAAGCACUUAUUUAAUCAUUUAAAAAUGUACAGUUGGUGCUUAAAGUAAUGUUAAGCUAUAUUUAAUAGAAUUUUGCAUUUGAUAUUCAUGGGCAUGGGUACAUAUAUAUAUAUUUUUAAGAAAAGGAAUUGUAAUACUGUGGCACCGCUUUUUAUAGCCAAAGUAUAAAACUUUUAGAAAAACUGACAUGUAAAAAAAAAUACUGAAGAUACUGCUCUUGCUGUAUUUUAUUCAUAGAAUGGCUUAUUUUAUAAAGAUCUUUUCCGCACAUUAAGCUGCAUGCCUUAAGUUCUCUCUCCAGGAUUGUCUUGUUUGGAAACUAUGGAUGCAAACUUUGUAGUACUAUUUGGACUACCUUCUGAAAUACUGUACAUUGUUAUAAUAAUUUAUUUUGCUUUACAGAAGUUCUGUCAUGUAUUGACUAAUUGUAUUUUGGUAAUAAACUCCUUUGUUGAACACA
Molecule: messenger RNA, 7534 nt
Organism: Sceloporus undulatus (fence lizard)
Lineage: Eukaryota; Metazoa; Chordata; Lepidosauria; Squamata; Phrynosomatidae
Gene: ZNF507
Product: zinc finger protein 507
Exons: 7
Coding region: 117-3056 (979 amino acids)
Biological process (GO): regulation of gene expression
Cellular component (GO): nucleus
Source: RefSeq, a predicted model, not a curated record